AUGUAUACGCUCUCAGCUGGUUUGUGGGAAAAGUUUUUCAAAAAACGGGAUUAUUAUGUUGUUAUCGUUGGUCUAGACAAUGUCGGCAAAACGACAUUUCUUGAACAGACUAAAGCUCAUUUUGUCAAGGGUUAUGGUGCGCUCAAUCCUGCAAGAAUAACAAGCACAGUGGGCUUAAAUAUUGGUAAAGUCGAAAUCAACAACACCUGUCUCAAUUUCUGGGAUCUCGGUGGGCAAGAAGAUUUGCGUACCCUUUGGGUUAACUAUUAUGAUGAAGCUAAUGCACUCAUUUUUGUUGUUGACGCAACUAGAAGAGAUCUGUUUGAAGAAGUGGCUACAGUAUUCAAGCAAGUUAUGUCGAAUGAAUACGUGCGCAUGAUGCCUGUACUGGUCGCAGUAAACAAAAGCGAGAUUGAAGGUGCUGCACCGGCUGCAGAGGUUCGGCGAAUUCUCCAAGAUGAUCAUCAUAUGGGUGAUUUGGCCGUCUUACCUGUGUCUGCUCUCGAAGGAACAAAUAUCGAUAGAUGUGUUCGUUGGAUUGUUCGUACCCUAGCCAGUCAACCUCUCUAUCUGUGA
Molecule: messenger RNA, 576 nt
Organism: Haemonchus placei
Lineage: Eukaryota; Metazoa; Nematoda; Chromadorea; Rhabditida; Trichostrongylidae
Source: the annotation of a GenBank genome assembly